Molecule: messenger RNA, 1201 nt
Organism: Coffea arabica (coffee)
Lineage: Eukaryota; Viridiplantae; Streptophyta; Magnoliopsida; Gentianales; Rubiaceae
Source: RefSeq, a predicted model, not a curated record
GCCAGUCCAUUGUACUCGAGCGCCGGCUUCUCCCAGCAGCCAGCAAAACUUCUGCAAAAUGGUACAAAAAGCAUGGAGAAUCAUCCCAAGGCCACUACUGGAGACCAUCCUCAACAACCACGCCCAACAUCACCGCGUGCCACAACCCCUCAUUCUCCACGGUCCUCGUGGCGUUGGCAAAACCACCCUCAUCCUUGAACGUUUGCUGGAUGAUUGGAAUACUGGACCUCAUGUAACAGGGUAUGUGGACUUUGCAGAGAAUAUUAAAGAUCAGCACCCAAAGUAUGGUUGUUCAUUUCCGUGGGCAUCAUGGUCAAAUUGUCAGCCGCAGCCGGCUCUUUUGUCUCUCAGAAAUCAGCUUGAAGAAAGCCUUGAGUCCAUGGUUAUAAGGGGUAUAAAGCUGGGUAAAAUUAGUUCGCAUCAAAUAUUUACUACUAUUAACAAAUGGCAUAAUCCCACUACAGCAAUUGAAAGGAUUUGUGGGUUGAAUGUCAUUAAUAGUUUAAGAAUUAACUCAAAAAGGGACGUCGUGAAAAGGGAUGAUUCUAAGAGGAGUAAAAGGAAGGUAUCUGGAGUUGCUGCUGCUAGUUCUUUGUCUAGUUUAUUGAAUUUGUGGGAUAGGGCUGUUUUUCAGCUAUCUGUUCGAUUAAAUGCCAAAGAGAGUUUUGGGGGGGAUGUGAGCUUGGUGGAGGAUUCGUAUUAUAGGGAAGCAAUGGCUGCAUUGGAAUUGGCUAAGGAGGUUAUAAAAGUGCAGCAAGGGUGGAGAGCUAAUGCUAUUAAGCAUUUAAAUGAGACAGGUGGCUUUUCAAGGCCUUUAGCCCAUUCAGCAACUGAUUGGCCUUGUUUAUUGCUUGAAUUAUUGUCUUCUGCUGCUGAAGUAGGUUACUUUCAGCCAAAGCUGGUGAUAAACAACAUUGAUGUCCUAAAGAAUGCAGUUUUGACAGAUGAUACUACUGUGAAUGCAUCCAUGUAUCAUGACAGCUUUAUAUGGAGGACUAUAGCUCUGUGUGUGAAUGAGAGAUGUCUUCCUGUGAUUCUUGUGACGUCAGAUAGCUACUACUCUUACCAAGCUUUUAUUGAUUAUGGAUUUCCAGAUAUUUUCAUCUCUCGUGAGACAUUUGGGUGGACUCCAGCAGAAGCCAAUAUCGUGGUGGGGGUAGAGGACGAGGACGAGGACGAGUACAAGGAACCGAAGGGGUAA